CUGCGCACGAUUUUUAUACCGGGCCAGCAGGCGAGGGGUAAUAAGAUGCAAAUGAGCGCCUCUGCUCUUCUUCUUCCCCUCCCUCCACAACCACCACAAGUCCGCCCCGGGGCCAUCACAAAGAAAGAGGAGGGGGGAGCAAGGAUGGGAGUGAAAGGUCUGCAGUACUUUAUGGACCGCUGCUGUCCAGAGGCUUGUGUGACAGUGAACUUGAGAGAGAUGGCCAGACAACAUUUAGCCAAAAAUUCGCAAGGCUCCACAUCUACAGCUGACAUCAGUCCCAUACUCGUUGUGGACGGUAUGGCCUGCUUGCGCCAUUGGUACUCGUGUAAAGACUGGGUGUGUGGUGGCCAGUGGAAGGACUAUGUCAAUGUCCUGAAGACUUGGGUGGAGGCUUUUACUUCUGCAGGCAUCAGGCUGGUGUUUUUCUUUGAUGGUGUUGUAGAGGAGCAGAAGAGACGAGAGUGGGUGAAAAGGAGACACAGAGUGAACAACGAUGUUUCAAGGAUAUUCAGCUUCAUUAAGGAACACGGAGAGCAACCUGGUAGAGAUCUCUUUUGUCUGCCCUCUGCUCUGGCAACAUUCACACCUUUUGCUCUCAGGUCAUUGGGUCAAGAAGUGUUUAGCUCAGUGCGUGAGGCGGACUAUGAGAUUGCCAACUAUGCUCAUCAGCACGGCUGCAUGGGCAUUCUGGGACAGGACUCAGACUUCAUCAUAUAUGACAGUGUCCCCUACUUGUCCGUGGCAAAGCUGUGCGUAAACAGCCUCACCACCAUCAUGUACGACCGUCAGAGGCUCUGCAGGAACAUCGGGUUGAAUGUUACCCAGCUUCCUCUGCUGGCCUGUCUCCUAGGUAAUGAUGUGGUGCUGGAGGAGCACAUGCAGCACAUCAGGAGCAAUGCCAUGGAAACAUACAGGAGAAAUGGACCAGCUCCACGUUUUGGAGCUUCUCAGGGACAGAUGGUGCUAGCGGUCGCUCAGUUUGUGAGCUCUUUUGGCAGCAGAGAGGACAUAACUGAACUUGUUCCACAAUCUUUAAAUGUGUCAGCUCCUCACAGAGAGCUGCUGAAGAAAGGUAUUUCCUCCUACCUUCUACCUGGGCACAAAGAUUUUGAGCUGGUUUACAGUUCGUCUCUCCCCCCUGCCUUUGAGAAAUACGUUAGUCCAGCAAUAUUAAAGGCAUGUAGAGAGAAGCAUGUAGCAGCUGAGGGUUUCAUGGUUUACAAUGUUGUGUGUGCUGGAGUCACUGAAUGUAGCAACUCUUUGGAGGAUGAGGAGGACACCGAACUUUUGCCUCAGGCUCUCGUCUACAAGUGCUGCAGACAACGCAUCUAUGGCCUUCUACUGCUGCUUGGGCAAGAUGGCAACACUGUAGAUAUUCCAGUGAUUCAGGAAUGGUUUGUCAUCCCUGGGAACCCUCUGAAAGAGCCUGACCUGGUCUCCCCUGUCCCCAUCACCCUCCCCUGUGAUAAGCCUAGUCUGGACUUGUUAUGGUUCGGCACUGGUCCUGAAGUUUCCACUCUUCGCCUGUCUGCCUUCCUUUCAAUUUUUGACUGCCUUGAGUACUCAGGAUUGUGUGGAACCAUAGAGGACUCCUCCCUGGCUGCUCUCUGUCUGAACACAUACAUAGUCCUGCAGGUUCAAACUUUGUCUCAAGAGGAUGUGGAUGCUUACCUGAGUCAGGCUGUGUGUCUAAGAGUGAAAUCUCCUCAGGAUCUUCAGCAGACCAAGCUGCCUCUCAUUUGUAGCCGUGCCGUGCAGCUGGGAUCUCUGUAUGUUCGCGGCCUGAGCCACCUGCUGGGUGCUAACACUGCCAGCGGCGGCCCGCUGCCUAAUGCUGCCCUGAUGCCAUGGCACUGCUUCGAUGGAAGGCUGUUCCACUCAAAGUAUCUGCUGGCACACGGGGGCGCAGAGGAAACAGAGCUGCUGGACAAUGACCCCACCUGCCUUUCUCAGUUUCUUCAGCUAAAAGAAAAACUUGUAGAAAACUGCAGGAGAAGAGGCAGAGUCCUGCAGUCCAGUCCCAGGAGACCACAGCAAGGUGGUAAAGCCACACCUGAAGUUACACACAGAGACACAGGCCCAGGUUGGCCUCUUGGUGUCGGUGAGGGCGGCAGAGGAAGAGGAGGUACAUCUUGGGGACAUCAAAGAGGACAGCCUGGCUGCCAGUAUGGACGUUCCCAGAACACGGUCCCACCUCCAAACCGGUCCAGAGGUCGACCUCAUCUCCGCAGAGGGCGAUACCAACUUGCUCCGAGGUGGUCCUAUCCUCCUGCUCCAUAAGGAUCACAAAGGAAGGACUUAAUAAAUUAAGAAGCUGGAAAAGACUAAAUGAAAGGACAGAGAAUCUUAAUUUCUGAAAGUAAACCGAUUAGUGAAGUAUCUGCUGGGAGUGUUUGUCCACAGGACUGUGGGAAGAGCAUUGCGUGUAAGGGGUUUGCAUAAUGAUUCCCCAGUUUAUACUAAAAGGGAAACUGCUUCUGCUUUUCUUCAGGUUGACUUAAAUGUUUUUACUAUAACAGAAUGAUAACUUUUUGGAAGUCAUCUAAUAAAUGGUUAGAAAGACCCAGUACCUUCAGUAGCCCGCCUCCAUGAUGUUUAGUCAAACACAAUGGUGUAACACUUAAUUGUCUUUAAUGGAUGCUAUUGGAAAAGAAUUUCUUUUUUAAAUGUGUUGCAUGAAUUGAAUGAUUGGCCACACUAAUGUGUCAAAAUGUUUAACAUUAUCCUCUAAAUUUUACUAUUCAUAAACACUUUGAACAAACGGCAAGACAAAAAACAAGGAAUCUUAGGGGUCAGUGGAGAGGCCUGGCGCACACAACAGUUCAGUAUUCCUAAAAUACCCAAGCAAAUGUGUUAAGUUUUGUUUUUCUAUGUGCUUUUUUAAAAUUAUCCUUUUUUAUGUCAUCUUGUUAUGUUUUAUUAUUAAAGUUUAGAAUAUUCUGUCAACAGCAGCAUGUGUUUUCAGUCAUGGUUCAGUAGUGACGCAGAUCUGUGGGUGCUUUAAGUAUUUUCCACACACUGUGAGGAUGCCAUUGUCAGUAUUAGUAUAGUGUGUUUUAUAGGUUGAUGAGGAAUGUAUAGUUUGUGUAGCCUAGCUGGCCAUUUUCCGGCAGCAACCUGAACAUCGUAAAACCAACCACAAAGGAAAAGGAUGCGGAGAAAGUCCCACAGCCUCAGCACUCUUAAUUCCUCUGUUUGUCUAUGCACACGCCUGUAAGCAGAGUAGUGUGUGUUUUACCCAACUAAUGAAAAUAAAUG
This is a messenger RNA of Menidia menidia (Atlantic silverside), 3261 nucleotides long. The record is from the annotation of a GenBank genome assembly. Lineage: Eukaryota; Metazoa; Chordata; Actinopteri; Atheriniformes; Atherinopsidae.